AAACACAAAUUUUAAAUUUUAUAUGCUGCCAUUAUUAUUUGUUUAUUACAGUAAGAUCUAAAGUCUGAUACAAUCUGUGUUACAAAUGUAUACAUUUGAUGUAAUUUUAAUUGUUUUUUAACUUUAACUAUAAUAAAUUGCUAUUGCAUCUGUAUAAUCUCCUGUAUCUUGUGUGAACUACAUAAUAUAAUAAAAUAUAGCAGAAUAUAACACAAUCUACCAUAUAUUAUGGAAUAACAAAUAAUAUAUCGUAAUAUACAGUUUCGGAUCGAAAUAAGCAAUACAUUCGAGACCAUACUGGUACUAUAUGGCUUAAUUUUAUUCUCGAAUGAGACAAAAAAGAACACGGAGAAGAAAUGAGAGGCUUGAGAUAACGGCAAUUUCAUAAAGUGAUCAGUCGAGCAGUAUAUAACACGUCAGGAUCGCUAAUAUUAGAAUGAGAAAGCAUUAUAUAUAUUCUAUUCGUUUUCUAUUAAAUGAUGUCACUAUUCAUUCGAUCACAAAAAUGUAUGGCUUCUUGCUUUCACAGACUUCUUACUCGUUUCGAAUCUCUCACUCUGUUGGCGAAUUCAAGUGAAGAAGAGGGGAUAGCGAGUUGCUUAUUUUGAGUCAGAAACCAGUUAUUAUAGGCAAAACUUAUUUCGAGAUAAAACUGUAGUGUAGUAUAUUUCAGAUUUGAUUUCAGUUCUAGUAUCUUAAUUAUCAGUCGUAUACAUUUUCUAAGGUUUCUUAAGGUGAUAGUUUAAAUAAUACAGAUGGUGGUGUACCUGAUGUUAUUAAAUUAAGACAUCCAGCUACAAAUCAACCUGCAAUGUUUGUAUUUAGUCCAGGCAAUGUAACAGUACAAGAAGUUCUGACAUUUGAUGAAAAUAAAAGGUCAUGGUUUAUAGAUGAUAAUGUAAAGUCUGAUGGAAAGUUACAUUUAUCUACUCCUAUUGAUCCAAUAUUUUUAAUAUUACCUUAUUUAAGAAAGUCACAACAAGCACAACCAUUAGAACAAUGUCUUUGGGAUGAAGAUUUUGUAGAAACGACUCGUCUUACUCAAUGUCAGAAUUUAAAACUGACUCUAGUCGCCGACCGCAAGGGAGAUGAAUCUUUACAAGCUUAUAAAUUUAAUGAAGAAAAAGCAUUAAUCUGGUUGCAUAAGAAAGUGGAAAGAGUAAUUGAAGUAUUAAAACAGAAGGGCAUUCAUGUAUCACAGGGUGCUAUUAGUGCUACUUAUGUUAAAAGUACUAAACUUGAAACUGCUUCAGAAGUGGAAUAUUUAAAAUAUGCACAUGGCAUUGUAUCAGAGUAUCUUCAAGAAGAUUUAUCAAAAAAAUUAGCACAACAUUUAAAUUUAGCAGAUGAAUCAGAAAAUAAGAAACGGAAAUUAAAUAGUCCUAAAGAUACUGUUGAAGAAAAGAAACCUAAGAAAGAUACAACUGAAAAUGAAUCAGUAUUAAAACCAAAAACACCUGAGUCAACUAAAUUAGAAAAGCCUCAAAAAGCUACAAUUGGUAAGAAAGAAUUAGCUAGACAAAAAGCAGCAGCUGGAUCCAAGAGCAUUACUAGCUUCUUUAAGAAAAAAUAAAUUUUAGGUAAUUUGAGAAAUCUAAAUAUAUAAAAAUUUUUGAAAUCUCAAAUAUUGCAAUAUGUAUACACUCAAGUUGUAGCACUGUUAUUCAGAACCAGGUUCACAACAUUGUAAAAAUAUCUUGAAAUAUUUUAAAUAAUUGUUUAACCAAUAGACAACUCUAAUCAAUAAGCAAUUUCUUAAAUAUUUUUUAAUAUAUAUGUUGCAAUCUCUCUACAUUGGGGAAUAGAAUAUUUAAGUACUUAUUAUAAUUUUGGAUGUACGUAAAAUAUAUUGUAAAAAACAUAAAAAUUUUGAAAAUAGCAAGUUUGAACAUGUAAAAGUAUUGGUCGUGUUCACAAUACAUUAUUUUUAAAUUAAAAAAUAUAUUAAAAAGUAAUUUAAAAUGGA
Molecule: messenger RNA, 1966 nt
Organism: Bombus huntii
Lineage: Eukaryota; Metazoa; Arthropoda; Insecta; Hymenoptera; Apidae
Product: ribonuclease H2 subunit B
Exons: 5
Coding region: 812-1573 (253 amino acids)
Biological process (GO): RNA catabolic process; ribonucleotide metabolic process
Cellular component (GO): ribonuclease H2 complex; nucleoplasm
Source: RefSeq, a predicted model, not a curated record